GGGGAUUAAGGGGUUAAAAAAAAGCUGGUGGGGGGAUGGGAAAUCACCCAGGCACCAUCUCCCCACUCCACCCACCCUCCCUGAAGCAGGGACUUCCUGUGACAGUUCAUUUCCUGGUUGGAUGGAGCUGGAGCAGAGGGGGGGCUGGAGCAGGCUCAGCCUGUAAUGGUCUCUGGCUAUCAGCUGCUGUUAGCCUCCCUGAGUGGCAAUGGUACCUUAUAACAGUGUUUCAUCCAGGGCUCGUAGAGCGGCUGCAGCAAUGGUAACAUUGUGGCCAAGUUGCUAGCUGGGUAGGUCCAGCCUUUCUGCAGUAAAGGGCUGGGGCAGCCUUCCCCUUAGCUCCUAGGUCUAAAUCUUACAAGCUCUGCCUGCCAGGAGGAGGGGGAAAAUCAUCUGCCCUACUUAAAACAAACAAGCAAAAAUCACCGCUGGGAGUGGAUUAUUUUAAUUGGCUGGAAUCAAGAAGGGGAAAAUAUUGGACCUUGGAAAAUAACAUCGCCUUUGAUUAUAAUACAGUUAUAUCUCUGGGGAGAUGAAGAAGUUUUUUGACUCUCGUCGAGAGCUGGGGGGUUCUGGCCCUGGUUCUGGUACCAGUAGUGGAAGCGGCAGUUCUAGCGGACCAGGGAGUGGGUACAUUGGCAGGGUGUUCCAUAUUGGGAGAUACCAGGUGACGGUGGAUGAAGUGCUGGCUGAAGGCGGAUUUGCUAUCGUGUUUCUGGUGAGGACUAAUAAUGGGAUGAAAUGUGCCCUGAAACGAAUGUACGUCAACAAUGAGCACGAUCUGCAAGUCUGCAAAAGAGAGAUUCAGAUCAUGAGGGAUCUCUCAGGACACAAGAACAUUGUGGGGUACAUUGAUUCUAGUAUAAACUCGGUGAGCAGCGGUGACGUGUGGGAAGUCUUGAUCCUGAUGGACUUCUGCCGAGGAGGCCAGGUGGUGAACCUGAUGAACCAGCGCUUGCAAACGGGAUUCACGGAGAACGAAGUCUUGCAGAUCUUCUGUGACACCUGUGAAGCAGUGGCCAGGUUACACCAGUGUAAAACCCCCAUAGUCCACAGGGAUCUGAAGGUUGAAAAUAUCUUGCUACAUGAUCGUGGCCAUUAUGUCCUGUGUGACUUCGGCAGCGCCACCAACAAAUUCCAGAACCCCCAGAUGGAGGGAGUGAAUGCAGUCGAAGAGGAGAUCAAGAAGUACACCACACUUUCCUAUAGAGCUCCAGAAAUGGUCAAUCUGUAUAGUGGCAAACUUAUUACUACAAAAGCAGAUAUAUGGGCACUUGGUUGUUUACUGUACAAAUUGUGUUACUUCACAUUACCAUUUGGGGAGAGUCAAGUGGCAAUUUGUGAUGGAAACUUCACCAUUCCGGACAACUCUCGCUACUCCCAAGACAUGCAUUGUCUCAUACGGUAUAUGCUUGAACCAGAUCCUGAUAAGAGACCUGAUAUUUACCAAGUUUCCUACUUUGCAUUCAAGUUGACCAAGAGGGAGUGCCCUGUCCCGAAUGUACAGAACUCUCAGAUCCCUGCUAAGCUCCCAGACCCAGUAAAAGCUAGUGAAGCAGCUGCGAAAAAGAGCCAGCCAAAGGCCAGGCUGACUGAUCCCAUUCCUACAAUGGAAACCUCCAUAGCUCCCCGCCAGAGACCUAAAGCAGGACAGACGCAGCCCAACCCUGGAAUUCUGCCUAUUCAGCCAGCCCUCACCCCCAGGAAGAGGCCCAGUGCCCAGGCAGCCGUCCAAGCACAAGGUGCAGGGCCUGCUGCAUUGAGUGGCUCCCAGCCCUCGCUUCCUGCAGGCGUUCAGCAGCCGAAAGCGCCACCCCCGCAAGCCACGUCACAGCCUCCGCCCCAGCCCAAGCAGCCGCCUGCUCCUCAGCCGACCCCAGCCGCCCAGCCGCCAGCCCCUUCUACUCAGCCACAGGCCACACCGCAGCAUCAGCAGCAGCAGCAGCUCUUCCUGAAGCAGCAGCUACUGCAGCAGCAACAGCAGCUGAUGCAAGCCCAGCAGUUCCAAGCCCUGCCGCAGUUCCCAGUGAUGCAGCAGGGAGCGCCGGCGCAGCAGCAGCUCAUGCAGAGCUAUUACCAGCAGCAGCAGCAGCACUUGGGCGCCCAGCAGAAGACCGUGGUGGCGGCAGUUCAGUCAAAGCCGCAGGCUGCAGUCCAACCAGCAGCUGCGCAGGAGCAAGUGAAGCAGGCUCCGAUACGGCAACAGCAAAAGCCUCAAACUACGCCACCGUCCGCUAUCCAGGGCCAAAAGCUGGGCUCCCUCACGCCUCCGUCCUCCCCCAAGACGCAGCGCGCAGGGCACAGGAGGAUUCUGAGCGACGUGACGCACAGCGCUGUGUUCGGGGUCCCGGCCAGCAAGUCCACCCAGCUCCUGCAGGCGGCCGCUGCCGAGGCCAGUCUCAACAAGUCCAAGUCUGCUUCCACAACACCCUCUGGCUCCCCCAGGACCUCACAGCAAAAUGUCUACAACCCACCGGAUGUCUCCACAUGGAACCCCUUCGAUGACGAUAACUUCUCGAAACUCACGGCGGAGGAGCUGCUGAACAAGGACUUCGCAAAACUGAGCGACGGUAAACCUCCAGAGAAGCUUAGCAGCUCCACAGAGAACUUGAUUCCAGGCUUCCAGGCAGCUCCAUCGACCACACAGGCAGAUGCUUUCAGUUCCUCCUCCUUUGCAGCUGGAUCAGCUGAAAAAACAAAAGACAUUCUGAGUCUGGACACUAACCCUCCACUUCUGACUGUGCCUGAUCCUUUCAUUCCUCUUCCGUUAUCCGACACACCAGAAAAACUGAUUGAGGGUCUCAAGUCUCCUGAGACUGCGCUUCUGCUCCCCGAUAUCCUGCCUCUCGCUGACCCCUUCGGUUGCACCUCUGAUGCGGUGAAUGGAAAAGAUGACAUAGCUGUUGAGAGUCUCAUACCUGGCCUGGAGGCUUUGCUGCCCCAGCAUCUGGCCUCCCAGACCGACUCAGUUGCUUCCAACAGAACAGACUCUCUCACUGGGGAAGAUUCUCUACUUGACUGCUCUCUACUUUCCAACCCCGCUGCUGAUCUCUUGGAUGAAUUUGCUCCUCUAGCUAUUUCUGCUCCGGCUCACAAAGAAGAUACUAAUCUGAUAUCAGGCUUUGAUGUUCCUGAAGGCCCUGAAAAGGUGGCAGAAGAUGAAUUUGACCCCAUCCCAGUGUUGAUAUCCAAAAAUUCACAAGGUUUGCAGAGGGAACAAGCUGCAUAUCCUGUUGCAACCAGUGAGCACAAGAAGUUACCUGGUGCUAGCGAUGGACUUCCUCAGUACAAAAGCCAGCCUGAGAUGUUUGAAGUGAAAACUCAGCACAAUUCAGAAUCUGAUUACUUUGCGAGAGAGGAGCCUUCAAGCAACAGUUCCUCCCACAGCAGUGAGGGAGAGGGGACUGACCAUGAGGUAGACAUCUUGGAUUGUAGUGGGUCCAGGCCUUUACUUAUGGACUCAGAAGAAGAGGAGGAGUCCAGUAAGCUGCAAUCCAGGCUAAAGGAAAGAUUUGUGGCUUCCAAAGAUUCCAAGCCCCAGCCUUCCCAGAGUGAGAUGGGGAAAGUUUUGUUUACAGCCUUUCAGCAGUCCUCGGGAGAGAUUUUCAAUGAGCCAGAUGUCUUUGCCACGGCUCCUUUCCGAAGCUCAAGAAUAGUGCAGGAGGAUUUGGACAUCUUUACCAAAGCUCCCUUUGCUGCCAAAAGCAAUGUGCCUUUCAGGCAGCCAGAAGAGGCAGAUGUAUUCCUGUGCGCUCCCUUCACUAAAAAGAGAAGCGUGGAAGAGUUGACUUCUCAUAACAUUUCUAAGGAGCCUCACACUCCAGCCUCUUUCCUAGGUCAAACUGGUGAUGUCCAACAUGUUGUUAACUCCAAGUUCCAAAACUUAGAUGCGGGAACAUGCGGAUUGUCCAUCUCAUCUAGCGCUCAGUACUCCAGGGUAGGGUUUAUUCAGCCAACCGAGCUUCUGCCUCAUUCCAUUAGACCAGUGGAGACCCAAGAAGGCAUUCCUCUCAAAGAGCAUGCUGGCAUUCCUAAUCAUAGAAACCAAGGACAUACACUCCCCCCUGAAGCCCACUUGGGUUCAGUGGUUAGUAAGCCUUUCCGUCCACAAUCUCUCUCAAAAUAUUCCCGUCACUACAGCCCGGAAGAUGGGCAGGGUAUAGAAGUCCAACCCAUAGCAGCAUAUAAAGUUGUUUCUCAGACCAACAAACAGGCUAUAGCAGGAUCUGUCUCUAUUGCUUCUCUGUCUUCCAGGACUAAAGAGCUACCCGGCAUCGACCCAUUUGCUUCGGCACCCUUUCCUUCCAAAUCAGGAAAGCAAAAGCCUUAACCAGCCUGCUGAGAGAUGGGGGAGCUGCAUCUCUCGUAGGAUCUUCAGGCUCUUAGUUGAAAUGAGCAAUGUAGAGAUUUUUUUUCAUUGUUCAAAACUCCAGUUGCAGUGAUAUUUAGUUGAACCAUUUUAAGUUAUGUUAGAUAGUUUCAGGAUAUUAAAUGCCAGGCGCUCAAGUUUUGUUUUGUUUUUGUUUUGUUCUUCACUUUUUUAGUUGCUAUUUUUCCCCAUUAUGUUUUAGAUUAUCUAAACCAGUAAUGUUCCAUACUUCCUGACUUCAGGGGGUAAAGUGAAUUACCACUGAUACUAGUUAGAAAGCCAGAGUAAAUCAAUCAGGACAAGCUAAUGCUCUGGAGAAGAAAUGAGUGUGAAGUAAAAAGGUUGUCCUGACUUUUUCUUACCAAGGGGGAUUCUGGAAGAGACCAAAGUACAACACUCCCAACUGUUAAUCCAUGUCUUCACAAACCCCAGCAGCUAUAGAUUGGGAAUUUGACGAUAAACUGCGUGUGUGGAUAUAGAUCAUAUGCACACGGGGGGGCAGAGUGUGAAACUAACACAUCUGCCACAAGGUUUUUGCACCCCAGAAGUCCUUUUCAAAUAUAGCAUAGGCCUUGUGCAUAGGCGAUUUUUUUCUCAUGGCAGGUAUAAUACCUGAAAAUGUAUAUAUUUCUGCGGGCCAGAUCCAAAAGCUGUUGAACUCAGUGGAAAGACACCCAUUGCAUUCAAUGAACUUUGGAUCAGCUCUUUGAGAUCGGAUACAUAUGGAUGGAAGUAUCAGCAAAGCAAACUUUCAGAAACAUUCUUCCUGGAAUAUUUUUCUAUCCUCCAGAUAUACCAUGAUCCUACUGUGUUACUGAGGCAGAGGACAGUUGCUUACUAUUUAUAAUAUAAUUUAAAAUGCUAGUGUAUCACUUGAGUUUAGAGGAAAAUAUAGCUGCUUCCUGUCGAAAUUAUUUGCGAUAUUUGUUAUGUUACUAUUGGUGGCUGAGCAGAAUAGAGCUGACCUCCUUAGGAAUUACUAGUUCCAUCCCCCACCCUCUGCCGUCUUUUCAAAAAGGAAGGAAAAAGGCAAGUAACAUGAAUUAAGGAUUCAUAUUUAAUGGGAAGUACCAGGCAGCAAAACGGUCCCUAUCAAACCUGUUGUUUUUCAAACUAUUUCACACCAGAAAACCAUGGUAAAUGUCAGACCAUUUAAUAAAUGACCCAGAGUUUUGCACUGAAAACAAAAGGAAAAUUCUGCCUUUGGUUAUGUUUGCUACAUCUCCUUGAAUUCUCUGGGCUUGCACAAGAGAAUUCAUCCUUGAUGUUUUAAAAGCUUGUAAAUAGAUAGUGUGGAACUGGUCUGAGGCACUGCCAUCUUACAAGAUGAACACACGCACCUAGAAACCAUUAGCUUUAUUGAACAGUAUGUAGUGGGGGUUCUCCCCUGUCGCUCGUGUCAAUUGGGGAGUAACUUGUACAUCCAGUGGCGUCUCAUGGGUAUAAAGCUGGUGUAACAGAGAGUAGAAUUGGACACACGACUUUCCUCAUGGGAAACUGCUUUGCAAAAAUUCAGUUUAUAAUUUUGAGCUGCAAGAUGCUCACAUAACUGUUCAAAGAACAUAAAAGGCACAUUUGAAACUACAGUGUAGAACCCUGGAGAUCUUUGCUCUGCAAAGCAAAACUUGUCCUCCUAGGACUCACUGUUAACAUCACCGCAAGGGAGGAAGAACUAAAACAAACCUAUCUUCCACCAAGUGGGACAGGACUAUGAAACUUCCAUAGCAAGAUGUGAUUCACUAACUCCACUCUUCCUCUUUCUUUGCUCAGCCCAUAUUGCAGUCAGAAUGACAGGAGCCACAUUUAGCUGGAGAGCUGGUAUAGAUCUGACUGUAGUGGGGUUGUAUGAAUGUAACCAAGAGUAAAGAACUAGACCUGAGCAGGAGCACAGGUUGCUGGUGGUUAAUGUCAUGGUUAGCCUAGCUCAGAUUAGAGCCGCUUUUUGAAAAGCCGGGCUACUUCCUGCUUCUGUGUCUGUUGGACUUCAGGUUAGAUUUUGUUGCUGUGUGGUGGCAGAGUGGACCCUGUCAGCCAUCCUAGGAAAUGGAAGUUCUGUAGACACGUUUCUGAGUUUCUCUGAAAUAGCUUUCUCCCACCUGAGGAUAUGGUUUGUAUGUGGGUGGUUUGCUUGGUUGUUUUUAAAGUCGCAAUCCCCUGUUUAUGGUCACUUGUGGUACCUGGAGACAUAACUUAGCCCUAAACUGUUAUCUUCACUUGGAGAGGGAAGGAAGAAAACUAGAUUGCAUGGGACUGAAUCUGGUGCAAAUGAAGAAUCAGUCCAUGGAAGUAAAUAGUUAUACCAGUAUACAUAAGGUGAGAACUGGAUGCAUUACCUCUGAUAACUGCAUUCCCAAACCUAGGUUCUCUUUUUUUUUUUUUUUUUUUAAAUGGGGUGUCAUUUUUUUACUUGAAAAGUUACUACAGAGGUCUGUGGUUCUACUGUCUGUUACUUGGAAUGCUUGACUUUUUAUUUUCUGAAAAAUACUGCUGGAAAAGUAUUAGCAAAUCCUUCUUUGCACUCCUGCUAGGAUCCCAGCUCCUCUCUCACCAGUUGGUGUCUGUAAUGAAGGCCUGAACUACAGGUAAUUCAGGAAGUCCUCUCCCCAGCUGUCCUACACUGCCAGGCAGGGUACAAAGGGAGAAUGGGAAAUGUACAGUAGUUUUGAUAGCCCUGAGUAUUUUCCUCAGUUUCUUUAUUUAGGUUUGUUAUGGAUUGAAUUUCCCAGGCAGGAUGUUGGCAGCUGACAUCUCAUUUCUCAAGCACUUUUUUAUGAAAAGCAAGUUAAAAUUGUGCACAAAAAACUAGCAACCCUGCUAGCAAUCCAAAUAAGUAAUUAGUUCAAUACUGUACGGGAGCACUCUGUUCAAAUAAGUUUAUUUUGCUUAUUGUACCAACUACUGGAAUUUUGGUUAAGAAAAUUCUGAAAAUUGCAUCUAUUAAGCUAUUAAUCUGAUUUUGUUCUAGAUGAACUCAUCUCCCCCUCUUCCCUCACCUCCUAGAUGCCAGCAUGACAACUUGAAUCUAAUCAAUUAAAAAUGCAGUUGUGCUCUCCCUGCAUCAUCUAAAGUGCACUGUUUUUAAUGCACAAGGCAAAAUGUAAGAUGGAGCUUCAGGAUUUUUUAGCAUCCCUGAUUUCAUAAAGCUUUGACUUUACUGCUCACACAACAGAGCUAUACAAUCUAAAUGCAACACUGUCAAUCCCUUUUCUGAAUAUAUGCACAUUUAAAAAAAGUUUUAUUACAUUUCUAUUUCUGCCACUUCCCAGCAGCCAGUAAAAUUGCAGCAAUCGGUUUCAGUUUUGGCUCUGGCCAAAAAUGUUAAGUCCCUUUUUAAAAGCAACCAUGACUCCUUGAACUUCAAGAGGUGUAGGCUCCUAAAUACUUUUGAAAAUAGUGUCCCUUAAGGUCUUGCAAUUGGAUCCAUGCAGACCAUGCCAGUGUGGAAUUGCAUCAAGGUCACUGGUGCAGUAACUCCUACACAAAACAGGGUUUGGUGAACUUCCUAGUUGGACGUAAGCAAUCAACAGCACAUGGAGUUAUCUCUAAGCUCUGCAACUCAGUGGCUGUCACUAUCUGAUGGUCUUUGAAGGAGGAGAAAACUCCCUUCAUGAUAGCAGCAGGAUGAGGGAAAGUCUUCCUCCGAUUCUCCUUCCCUCUCCCCCCCCCACCUUGACAUUAAACACCCUACAAGUGUCAUACCACAGAUCUGACCUGGUUUCUCCUGGUUGUCACCCCACCUCUCCCUCUUCCCAAGUGGACUCAUGCACAGAAAGAAACUCAAAUCUCAUUUCUGCUGUGUAGACAAAUACCAAAGAGUCCUGUGGCCAUCUUAAGCUUCUGUAAUUCUCAACUGAGGAUGUGGUGGCUUCGGUUUCAAGCUUGCUGCUAAUUUAAAUGUUUGGUUAAAACCUUUCCUUUGGAAAGGAUUAAUCAGAACAACUGUGCACACAAAUUCAAGCCAGGCAAUCAGCUCACUUUGAGUCUCUAGCUCCCCUUGUGUUUCUACAAUGAUGACAAGGGAUGCCAGCUGCUUUCGUAUUAGUCUGCAUCUUCUUUGUCUUACUGCUGAAUUGCCAAACUCGUAACUGCAUCUGCUCUCCCUCCCAGCCAGCUCAGUACUAUGUGUGAUAAGUGUUGAGUUUACAAUCUUAUUCUCCUGAAGCCAGUGUGCAAUCAAUCUGCAAUCUACAGUAUGUGCAUGGAGCACAAAGAAGAUCCUAAACUUGCAAGAAACUCAUGUAACCAAUCUCAAAACACUGUAGUGGGGCAGGUUUGCAGCUUCAUUUAAUACUGCAAGUGAUACUGAGUGGACUCUGUAUAACUGUGUGACUUGCAAUCGCUCCAAAGUGGUAAUCAGUUAAAUUAACUCCGCUUCCACCAAAGACUGUCACGUUGGAGAAUUGGUUAUUGUUUUGGGGUUUUAAUGGUAUUAAAUCAAGGCCUUGUUAAGACACCCAAAGACUCCAUAGUAUUUUAUUAUAGGUAUUUUUGCCGUGUAAUCUUAUUCCUCUUUUGAAACACAUUCCUGAAUUAUGAUCAGCUACGGUGAUGGUCUCGCUAAACCAUAGCCUGGGGGUUUUAUGCUGUGUACUAUAAAUACUCUGUUACAAUGAAUCUAGACUUGCCACCUGUGAAACUGGAGAGGUAAUCACUGAUUAUUCCCUCUCCUCUCAAAAAAACAAAAGAAACUAGGAAAAGGGAUUAGUAAUCUUAUGCAGAUGUAGGGAGGACAAGUUUAUGUUCUAGAUGAGAGAGCCUGAUGAAGAAUUAGCCGAUGGAGCUGAAUGGAACAGAUUCCACUAAGCAUUGAGUAAGAUGGUGAAAGGUGCUCUGAAUGUCACAUUCAGAAAAACAGCGGAGUCUUUCUUACAGAACAGCCUGAGCUGGACAUAUCGGCUACCUGGGAAUACAAUCUCUGUGUGCAACUUUAGGUUGUGUAUUGCAAGACCAGAGCGUCAUUCAAAUCCCAUUGUUAUGAGAGUGAAAUCACAAUGGUGUUGGAAAUACUUUUGGCUUGCAGAGUAUCAAUCAUAUUGCACUUCAGGUGUGAUUCAGCAUGUUUCUGAUAAUCUUGAUGAAGAAAUGUGAGAGCUAAAAACUUCUGUACAUUUUUAUUAAACUCUGAAUAAAAUGCACCUUCCCUG
Messenger RNA from Pelodiscus sinensis (Chinese soft-shelled turtle), 9513 nucleotides. It is a transcript of the gene AAK1, whose product is annotated as AP2 associated kinase 1. NCBI's taxonomy places the organism in Eukaryota, Metazoa, Chordata, Testudines, Trionychidae. Gene Ontology annotation, biological process: protein phosphorylation; regulation of clathrin-dependent endocytosis. Gene Ontology annotation, cellular component: presynapse. The record is from RefSeq and is a predicted model, not a curated record. Gene Ontology annotation, molecular function: AP-2 adaptor complex binding; ATP binding; protein serine/threonine kinase activity.